AUGGCCAGAGAGGACCAGGACCAGGACCAGGACAGCGAGGGAAAGAAUAGCCAUAUGAACAUUGUCCUGGGUGUUGGACUUGGAAUUGUUGCUUUAAUCAUCAUGUGUUUGAUUUUCACUGUCUACUUCAACCGUCGCGAGCGCGGCCCAUCCAAGAAAAGUCGCAGAAAGGACUCGUCCGACAAGCUGCGUAAGCUCGACGCUGUCUCUCCCAUCCGUACCCUCCAGGAAUGGUGGGCCAGGGCUCACGGACCUCCUCUCCCCUCUGAUUGUCCCGAUAAUCAGUUCAUAUGUGUCGUCUGCCUCGAACCUGUUCUCCGUUCCCAGGAAAUCCGAGAACUAAAAUGCCUCCACGUUUUCCAUCGAGAAUGUCUCGAGAAAUGGUACCUCCAGGACCACUAUAACUGUCCGCUCUGCCAUAGGGCAUAUUAUAACCAGGAAACCCGCCCGACGAACGACUUUGUAUGGAUGGUAUGA
Messenger RNA from Aspergillus puulaauensis, 477 nucleotides. Its product is annotated as putative RING finger domain protein. The record is from RefSeq and is a predicted model, not a curated record. Gene Ontology annotation, molecular function: ubiquitin protein ligase activity. Bases 1 to 477 code for a protein of 158 amino acids. The transcript has 3 exons. Gene Ontology annotation, biological process: protein ubiquitination. NCBI's taxonomy places the organism in Eukaryota, Fungi, Ascomycota, Eurotiomycetes, Eurotiales, Aspergillaceae.